Molecule: messenger RNA, 3477 nt
Organism: Sphaeramia orbicularis (orbiculate cardinalfish)
Lineage: Eukaryota; Metazoa; Chordata; Actinopteri; Kurtiformes; Apogonidae
Gene: ddx42
Product: DEAD (Asp-Glu-Ala-Asp) box helicase 42
Molecular function (GO): ATP binding; nucleic acid binding; RNA helicase activity
Source: RefSeq, a predicted model, not a curated record
GACCUGCCCUGCGCCUUUUGAUGACGUACCACUGUCUCAGUAGCGCCGUUGAAAACAGAGAACAUUGAAUCGGCGUUACAAAACAGAGCAGAGCCAUGAAUUGGAACAAAGGUGGUCCAGGUAUUAAGCGAGGUUUUGGGUUUGGAGGAUUUUCCCUCGCGGGGAAAAAAGAGGAACCUCGUCUUACACAGAAAUCUCACACAUCAUUUGGAGCCACGGGAUCAGGUGGAGGAUACGGCAAGAACCAACAGCUGCCAUCCUUCUACAAAAUAGGGACAAAAAGAGCUAACUUUGAUGAAGAAAAUGCCUAUUUUGAAGACGAUGAAGAGGAAUCCAGCAGCAACGUGGACCUGCCUUAUAUCCCAGCUGAGAACUCGCCCACACGGCAGCAGAUGCAAGCUGGUGGCGGCUCAGACAGUGAGGAUGAUCCACUAGACGCCUUCAUGGCAGAGGUUGAGAAUCAAGCAGCAAAAGAUAUGAGGAAACUAGAGGAAAAAGAAAAGGAGAAAAGUACCGCCAAGGGUAUUCGUGAUGACAUUGAGGAAGAGGAUGAACAAGAAGCCUACUUCCGCUACAUGGCCGAGAAUCCGACAGCCGGGUUGACGCAAGAGGAGGAGGAGGAAAAUGUCGACUAUGACAGUGAUGGAAACCCAAUCGCCCCCACCACCAAGAAAAUCAUCAUGCCCCUUCCUCCUAUUGACCACACUGAGAUUGAUUAUGCUCCUUUUGAGAAAAACUUCUACAAUGAGCACGAGGAGCUGAGCAGCCUGACUGGAACUCAAGUUAUAGAACUCAGACAGAAACUAAACUUGAGGGUAUCCGGUGCUGCUCCUCCUAAACCCUGCACUAGCUUUGCACACUUUGGCUUUGAUGAGCAGCUAAUGCACCAGAUCCGCAAGUCUGAGUACACUCAGCCAACACCGAUUCAGUGCCAGGGCGUGCCCAUAGCGCUGUCUGGACGUGACAUGAUUGGUAUUGCUAAAACCGGCAGUGGUAAGACUGCAGCUUUUAUCUGGCCGAUGCUGGUUCACAUUAUGGACCAGAAGGAGUUGGAGCCUGGAGAGGGACCCAUCGCCAUCAUCGUGUGCCCCACCAGAGAGCUGUGUCAGCAGAUCCAUGCAGAAUGUAAGCGUUUUGGGAAAGCCUACUCGUUGCGUUCUGUGGCAGUUUAUGGUGGAGGAAGCAUGUGGGAACAGGCCAAGGCUCUUCAGGAGGGAGCUGAGAUAGUGGUGUGCACUCCGGGUCGUCUGAUUGACCAUGUUAAAAAGAAGGCCACGUCUCUGCAGAGAGUCACGUACCUGGUGUUUGAUGAGGCGGAUCGCAUGUUCGAUAUGGGCUUUGAAUAUCAGGUUAGAUCUAUUGCCAGCCACGUCCGGCCAGACAGACAGACCCUUCUGUUCAGUGCUACUUUCCGAAAGAAGAUAGAGAGGCUGGCCAGAGACAUCCUGGUAGAUCCUAUUCGUGUUGUACAGGGAGACAUAGGAGAGGCCAAUGAGGAUGUGACCCAGGUAGUGGAGAUGCUGCACGGCGGCUCAGAUAAAUGGGGCUGGUUGACUCGGCGGCUGGUUGAGUUCACCUCCACCGGUUCAGUCCUCAUCUUCGUCACCAAAAAGGCAAACUGUGAGGAACUGGCAACAAACCUGACCCAGGAGGGUUACAGCCUGGGCCUCCUGCAUGGAGACAUGGACCAGAGUGAGAGGAACAAGGUCAUCAGUGACUUCAAGAAAAAGAAUCUACCCGUACUGGUGGCCACUGACGUAGCCGCUCGCGGUCUGGACAUCCCAUCCAUCCGCACGGUGGUCAACUACGACGUGGCACGUGACAUUGACACGCAUACACACAGAAUCGGUCGAACGGGUCGCGCUGGAGAGAAGGGCGUGGCUUACACCCUCCUCACCAACAAAGACACGUCAUUCGCCGGCGACCUCGUACGAAAUCUGGAGGGAGCCAACCAGUCUGUGUCCAAAGAGCUGAUGGAUUUAGCCAUGCAGAAUCCCUGGUUCAGGAAAUCCAGGUUUAAGGGAGGUAAAGGGAAGAAGCUGAAUAUUGGCGGCGGUGGUCUUGGUUACAGAGAAAGGCCAGGUUUAGGAGCUGAGAGUUCUGACCGCAGCAGUGGCAGCAGUAGUAGUAGUCUGUUGUCAUCCAGUAGUUUUGAAGGAUACACUAAACCCACCACAGGGGCCAUGGGAGACCGAAUGUCUGCGAUGAAGCAGGCCUUCCAGGCUCAGUAUAAAAGUCACUUCGUGGCUGCAUCCAGCGGUCCUCCAAAGCUCAGCGCCAAGUCCAGCAGCUCAUCGGGCUGGACCAGCGCCGGCAGCCUGAGCUCCGUGCCGACGGAAUCCGCCAACGGUUCCGAACGCUCCCACGCCGCUGCGUCGAUGCUGAGCGGCUUCACCAGUGCCGGAUCCCUGAGCUCUGUGGCAACCAGUCAGACCAGUUCGCCGCUCAUCCAGUACCCGGCCACGCCCAGAGACAGCCCCAGGGACAGACACGGAGAAGACCGGGGACGCCACGGAGACGGACACGGACACCCACCGCCACAGCGACAGGAGACAGGAGCGGACCGGCACAGUGGCGGCGACGACCGCUACGGAGACAGAGAUCGCCAUGGAGACCGCGAUCGAGACCGCUACGGCGACCGCGAUCGUCACAGCAGCAGCAGUCGCCACGGCGACAGUCGCAACGGAGACGGAGGGACAGAGAUGAUCGGAGGAGCGAAAGGGACGACAGGGGGAGACGAUAGCUUCGCCGUCCCCGAACCGCCGAAGCGUAGAAAGAGCAGGUGGGACAACUAAGGGAAAACCACCGUCGGUAGAGUAACAUGAAAAACAGCUGCUCCACCAUGAGCUGGUCUGUGUAGGCAGAUAGCAGAGCAUAUCAGACGCAAGCACAGGGUGAACACAUGGACUCUGGAGAAGUGGAAAGUGUCCUGACACCAUAGAGGGGUUUGUUUUGGUCCAAACUGAACCGAGUUAGUGACAGAAGCAGCUCAGAGCAGCCACUGUACAUACGCCAUCCAGACCGUCGUUAAUAUACGUCCAUAGGUUGAAGCAGUAGAGCUGGAACCAACCCUGCUGUCGGUAAAUCAUUACAAUGUGUUGGUUGUUGUCUUGUUUUCCUCACGAGCUCCUAACAUGCUUUCGUGCUUGCAGACCUGAUGCUGUAUUUUCCUAAUGGAUCUUUGCCAAGUGUUUGUGUGUUUGCAUUUAGUUGAUCUACAAAGUUAAAUACUGUUAAUACCGACUCAUCUCAAAGGCGCCCUGUGAUUAUUACAUUCAAUAUCAUGUCCGUAUAUACAGUAUAGCUCUUUUGUGUCUUGUAUUCAAGUUUUAGUAAAGUGCCUUUCCAUGGCAUUUAGUGUGUCUAUGCUUUGAAAUAUUUUCAAGAAAAUGGAUAUGUUUGUAAGAAAGGAAUUUCGAGUGUCUGUUAACACAAUGAAAAUGUGAAGUUUUGAAUAAAAGACUCCUUUGGCAUCUG